CCGAGCCAAGGGCAGAGGGAGGAGGGUGCGGGCUCGGGAGAUCAGAUCCAGAUCUUGUUGGUUCAGAUGACACUUUGACUCGGCAAAAAAUAAUUAAAACCGGUUCAUUGGAAGAAGCAACCCGAUGGGAGACACCCCUCCUCGCAGAGAUGAAAUUGGAUUAAUCCCCUGUCCUGAAGCAAGGUAUAACCGGAGCCCCAUAGUGCUGGUACAGAACAAACUUGGUGUGGAGAGCUGGUGCGUCAAGUUCCUUUUGCCAUAUGUCCAUAACAAGCUCCUCCACUAUAGACAAAGAAAGCAAUGGCUCAACAAAGACGAACUGAUAGAUGUCACAUGUACGCUGCUGCUGCUAAACCCAGACUUCACCACUGCAUGGAACGUCAGGAAGGAACUAAUAUUGUCUGGCACUUUAAAUCCACUUAAGGACUUACAUCUUGGAAAACUGGCAUUAACUAAGUUUCCGAAGAGUCCAGAAACAUGGAUUCAUAGACGAUGGGUGCUGCAACAAUUAAUUCAGGAAAACUCCUUGCCCACUCUUGUGAAUAAAGGGAACAUGGGAACAGUGCCUACAGAAAGAAUUCAGCGGCUAGUGCAGGAGGAAAUGGAUGUCUGCUGCGAAGCUGCUGGGAGAUAUCCAAGCAACUACAAUGCCUGGUCCCAUCGUAUCUGGGUUUUACAGCACUUGGGAAAGCUCAAUGUCAAGAUUCUUCUCAAUGAACUUUCUUCAACUAAAUAUUGGGUAUCCAUGCAUGUUUCGGACCACAGUGGAUUCCAUUACCGCCAGUUCUUAAUAAAGUCCUUGACUGGCAGAACUGUGGCUGACAAUACUGUACUGGUGCAAAAUCAACUAGUAAACCAACAAAGCUCCAGUCUCCCAAAGGAUGAAGAAAAUGAAGCAGCAGAAGCCACAUGUGCAGAAGAACAGAGAGUAGAUCUCUCCCAACUUUUAGAGGAAGAAUUGGAACUCUGCACUGAUCUUAUUGAUACCUACCCGGGGCAUGAAACAUUGUGGUGUCACAGACGGCAUGUGUUCUACCUUCAGCACCAUUUAAACAACAAACUUCUUCUUCCAAAUAUAUGGUUGACAUCGGUAGACAGCAGCGAUGGAACUCUAAAUAAUUCCCACCCCAGUACUGCAGUCAGUCAUGUAACUCAAGCCAUGGAUGUUGACGGUUUGCAUGAUUCCAACAAACAAGGCUAUACCCAAGAAACCAAACGACUAAAACGUGCCCCUACACAGGACUCUCUUGGCCUGGAAAUGGAAUACAGGUUCAUUGACAAGGUUUUAUCAACUUGUAGAGAUGUGGAGCAGGCUAGGUUUGCUACUGCAUAUAAAAAAUGGUUAGUUAAUUUUCCAAGUCAGUGAAGGAAAAGCUAAGACCUGCAGGAUUCCUCUUUUAGUGCAAUAUUCUCUUUUCAGUCACAAAUGCAUGUCAUGGUUGCAAGUGUUAGCUAGCCAUGUUUUUCUCACUUUUUUAUGGUCAGUGCUGAAAUUCAUAUGCAGAGUAAUAAUCUUUCAUUUUAUUUAUUUAAAAAACUGGCAUAUCUUUUUAUUAAGCAAACAUAGUUUGUUUUUCUUUAUUCCUUCAAAGAUUUAAGACUAUAUUUCUACUUGUGGCAGCUUCAUGUCAUGCCAUUGUUCCCCAUGAACCUUUUCUGUAUUAGUGUGGACUGUGAACAGAGGGGCUUAACAAAAAGAUUUAAAAUGAUUCUGAUCCAAAUGGAGGGUCUGGGAAACAAGUUAGUAGAUCUGUCAGCAUAAAAUUAGCUUGUUCCUAUGUUGUUCCUCUCCAACAUAGUCAAGGCUGGCAAUGACUCGUACAGAGCCAGUGGACCCAGAUUGUAUUUAGUGAGUUUUUACAUCUGAAUUAGUAACCACUAGUAAAAGAGGAGGCUGCUGUGUUUCUGCCUCCAGUGCCCCUUUUAAUUCCUCAUAAAGGCAACAUGUAUUGCUACUAUACUGGAAUUACACUUUUUGUUUUAUUUGCCUGACAGCUCUAUCACAUAAGGUCGCUAUCAAAAUCUAAGCUUAAGUCAAUGCCAAGUCUGAUGCAGGUAGAGAUGGGAAAACAAACUGUUUUUCUCUCAUGCAACAAGCGAGUAAGGUUAAAGCUGUACGUGGAAACAUUUCUGUCUUUAACAUUAUAUACUUUUAUUUAUUUAUUUAUUUUACCUCAAAAAGCCAGAGUUAAUGACACUUGAUUUACAUUUGUGAAUGUAUUGCAUUAACACUACAGAGCCCAACAAAGACUAUGCAAUCACACACACAUCAUAAAAACACAGUAUACAAGCAUUUUAAGUGAUGGAAGUAAAAAGGAAUUGUGCUAGCUGAUUUGUUAAACUAUACUAUGAAGACAGUUAGUCAGGAUUUCUUCCUUUCUGCAUUUGUGUGCAUGCCUGUACUUCUGUAUUUCUAGCUUAGGCAAGACUUCAAUUCAGUGUCUUCCGUGUCAGUCAGUGGACCUCCUUCUGCCCAACACCUCAUGUAUAUAUUGUGAUUAUACAAUUCUAAGGUAGUUUUAUCCUUGAAUUUCCUUUUGGUUAUCAGUGCAAUUAAAUAUGAAUAGUCUGUAUUGGCAUUUCUUAGAACCUCUCACCAUCUGCACCAGUGUAGUUGGACUCCUGUAACUAUGCUAGUGCAAGCCCCAUUGUAAAAAUGUUGCCCUGUUUAAAUGAAAGCUUGCCACAGGGCUGCUUUACUCCUAAAGUUCAAAAAUUUUGGAAAUUUGGGAAAGCUCCUUUACUAUGAUCUGUGCUUGUUUUCCCUGUACAAAUUCCAUCCUCAGAAUGAUCAGCUUCAUGCUCCUGUUCUUAUCAUUGAGAAAGUACAAUGAGGAGUAGAAAUGGAGGUGUGCUGCUUGAAAAGAUGUUACUCUCAGAAGUGUGAAGGGCACUGGAGCAAUGGGCAGUGGGAUUCCAGGGGUCCUAAGUCAUGUCUGGGUAGCAGUUAUUCUUGCAUGUCAAAGGGAAAAUAGACUUCCUCUGGUAUGUUUGCUUUUAGUGAUGUGGCUAAAUUUGAUGAUUUUGAGACCGGAAUGAACUAAAGAGUUAUUCAGGUCAUUCAGGAAAUAGGUAGUAGUAUUAAAACAGGGUCUCUAUCACUUGGGUAUGUUUUGGGUUGGGGUUUUUUUUAACUCUGAAGAGUUAAACUUCUAGGCCUUGGAGUUCAAAACCACUUUGUGGCUAAAAUGAGUUUGGUAAAGAUGUGUCAGAUUGUACCUUGUAUGUCUGUAGUUUGCAGAUGAGUGAGUUGAGUGACAUAUAGGUUUGAGCAUCUCCAUUGCAAAGCCUUAUUUGUGUUAGUGCCUUCUCACCGGUUCUGCAGUAUGUCUGGGGUUUGGGAUGUCUGUGUGUGUCUGGGGUUUUAUUUCAUGGUUCUUGGUGCUGAGAUACUCUAGGAUUCUUUCCUAGUCAGUUGUAUCAAUUUUAGAAGAACUUGUUUGGCUUUGGGGCAGAAGCGGGGGAUUGUGGUUGGGGCUUUGGAGGACCAUCAAAACUCAAAAGAUUUUGCUGUUUUCUUCACUGUUAAGUACUGUAUUUGCUUUUUUUCCAAAAUGAGGUUUAUUUUCCCAUUCAACAUGGGGGAAAUGAAGUCUCAUCAUAGAAUUGAGUAUGGGACCACUCCAGCCAGCAGCUGCAGCAAGCAGUGAUGUCCUCAGCUGAUCCAGGUACAGGUGAAGCUGCUGCUCCAUCGUGCUGCAAGGAGCAGCUGUGCAGGGAACCUGGCUCUGCCAGGGACAUGAGCAGCGGCUCAUACGUUCCUCCUUCCAGCACUUGUUCCAUGCCCGGCUCCACUUUUUUACCCCCUCCCACUCCCACCACUUCACGUCCUCCACUGGUGAGGCGUAGUCACUGGAAGGAGGAACCUGCACUCUCCUACUGUUGUCUCUGGCUAUCUGAUGCAGGCUAUCUCUAGAGCUGCUCCUGCUUCUUGCAGCAGGGAGCAGCUUUGUGGGGAGCCCAGCUCAGCUGGGGACAGCAGCAACGGUGCACAGGUUUCUUCUUUUAGUGCUUGCUCCCAGGCAGAGGGGGGAGGGCAAGCACUGGGAAAGGACAGGUGGUGGGGUGACAUAUACUAGGGCAGAUAAGUGCGGGGAGGUAAGUGGUAGAGGGAGCACUUGUCCCCACCCUGGUAUCCUCCCUACCACCUCCCCUGCCAUUGUUUUCCUGCCCCUUCCCGCUAUUUUUUCUGCUGCAGCAGUGUGGGGGACCCUCCAACAAUUAGAUUCUAGACAUGGAAAAAUUAUAACAAAUUUAUAAUUUUCCAUGUCUAAAAUCUAAUUAUUGGCAGGGGGUCAUCUUAAAGUCAAAGUCAUCUUGGAUUCAUGUAAAUAUGGUAGCUGAGUUUCAGCCUGAGCUUAAUAGAAGUUAGGGCUAUAACUGAUGCCUCAGCUGAGUAAACUAGUCCAAAUGUAAAGUGUUAACCCCAGGUCAGAUGGUUCUCUGUGCGAUGGCAGGUGAGGCUAGGAUGAAACCUGAGUAGAAGCCUGGGUUCAGAACAUGUAGGUGAUAAGUGCCUACCCAGAAAGUACGCAGGCAUUUGGCUGUAUGUUUGUCAGAGACUGUUUUAUCUGUGCUAAAAGAAUUUACUUUUAGAGUUAAGGCAGCAUCUUAAUUUUGUCUUCUCCACUUUUACUCUGUGUGGGUUAUAGAUACAAUGGAAGGGUAUUGGAGAAGGGAGCAGACUGAGGAGAAUUUGUGCCUUGUGGGACAAAUAAAACCCCAUCAUUUGAGGCAGAGAGGAAGAAAGACAAUACUCUCUGUACUUGUACUGUAGUGACUGGAUUCUGUAGAAGGAAUUUCAAGGAUGGCAGUGGAACCUGACUUAAAAUCCAUUAUAAUAAAUAUCAGUUAGACUUUUUAAACUCUCAGUCAGCCUUCCUAGAGCUAUGUAGUAGAAAUAGCCUGAUAUUGAAUUUGACAAUCAUUCUGUCAUAAACAUUUAAGGUCAAACCCUGCCUUCAAAGUUGUGUACAAUUCUCAUUGAUGUCAGUGUGAAUUAUGCAUGCCUGUAUGAAGACAGGAUUUGGUCUUGUAUAGUCAAGUAGUAUUACAAUGCAUUUAAAGUAUUCCAGUAGUUCUCAGAAUAAAGGUGAGGUAUGGUUUUUUAAAAUCAUUUUACAGAAGUGCUGCCAACUGAAAUGUUACCCAAAUUGUAGAUUUUUUUUUCAAUACUGCUUCUCCACCCCCCAAAAAAAUGUCUGAUGGAGAUAUUUUCAUGAUUUUUUAAAUCUCCAGUAGAAGCAACUGCAUUAAAAUUGUCCUCCUUUGUUUGUGGUGCUGAAAACCCAACCAUAAAAAAGAUUUAAAUCUAAGUGAAGCUGAUGAUAAUAAGUUACACUUUCCCAGCUGAAGAAAAUCUAAACGGUGAACUAACAGUAUCCAUAUUUGAAACCUAAGCACAGUUUUCUCACUUUGAAAAUAGUGAAAAAAAAAUACAUUUUCUUAAAAAUAUUAUUUUCAAGCUGUCUGGGUCCUUUAACCUUUAUAUGAACUGAUUAUUGUAAUUUGGGGGGAAUAUAUUUUAAAACUGAGAAUUUUGCAGUGUCCUGCAUGUGAACUUUUACAGCUGAGACCAACUAAUCAGUCAAAUUAAAAUUUCUUAUAAAUUCUAAUGGAGAGAGGGGGAAUUACAGCAUAAUAAAAUUUUUUAGACGUCAGGUCAUUGGCAUUUAAUAUAUGCAUCAUUUCCUGAGCUCAGCUUCUCAAUGUUAAGUAACAUAUAUUGGCCAAUUAGUAUGUCAGAGGGCAGCAUAUCUUUAACUUUUAAUGUCAAUGAGUUAUGCUAGGUGACUGUAACUAGGCAGCACCAAAUACUUAUUCUGGAUAUAAAUUUGGGCUUUGACUAUCAAUAAACUGUUUGAGUCCUUUUUAUGGUUAAGUACUUGUGCUAAUUCUAUCCUUUGCUAUACCAUUUAUCAUUUACAUUGGUGAAAACUUUUAUUGUGCACUAAAUCAGUCUUAUAGCAAUAUCUUUGCACUAGAAAUUAAGGAAGGCUUUGAAGAAUGAAUGUCACUUGGAACUUCAGAAGUGAGAACACAGUUAAACAAUCAGGUGAAAGUGGACAGUCUCAUUUCUAAACAUGUAUUAUUUACUGUAAUGUGCAUUGACUGGUGUUAUGUUGGCAUUUGAUAUUUUAUCUCAUGGGCUGUAGUUGCUGGAACAAAACUUGCAGUAGCACCAAACCUGGUGACAGCAAUGAACUCUUGUAGAAAUUUAACAUUGGAACAGGUCAUGUUUUUAUGUACGUGUGUGUUAACAUACCCAUGCCUGCUUAUUACAAUAUUUGGUUGACCGCUUACGCAUUCUUUAUAAAAUCUUGUUAUUGUUUAAAUAUGCAGAAAAUAUACUUGUCAGUUUAUUGCUAAUAGCUUAGUUACCUUAUGUAGCACUGGUUUAAAAGCAAAUAGGUAUAGUGAAGAAUUAAUAUAGUAAAGUUGGGAUUCCAUUUUACAACUGAAAUUUGCUUAAGUGUUUCACUUUGUUUUAGUGUUACAUUAUGUAUAAUUAGUAAUUUAUGUAAAGCAGUGACUUUGUUACUCUUCAGCUUGAAGUAUUUAAUUGUUUUUAAACUGUACUGUAUAGUCUGGACAAACAAAUCAAAGUGUCUUGGAGGGGCUUGUCUACAUAGCCAGACUUAACAAACAAAUGUCUUAAAAAUAGGUACUUAAAAAAAACCCAUAAUUAAGCAACCACAAGAGAAUUUAACAAUCAGUUUACCAAUAUUUCAUGAUCAAAAUUCCAAACAAAGGUUGUGUAUGGCUUUGCUCUUGCCUGUAGUGCUAUUUCCACAUGAUCAAAGUGUUACUCAUCUUUUUGGGUUUUUUCUACGCCAAUGUAAAAUAAUACAAUUGUCAGACUGUCUUCAACAGAGCUGUUGAGAUUAACAGAGUGAAAGGUAAAUGUGACUUUUCCAUAUUCCCAUGUUUGACAUUUACUUACAACUAAGUCUUUUAGUUUUAUAUCAAAUGCAAAGAGGAAGAAUAAUUGCCAUUCUCAGAAGGACAUAAAAUGCAGUUUAGUUGCAAAAUAAGAUCAGCCUACUUCUCAAAAACAUGGUUCUUGUCUUUCCUAUUACAUUCAAAGAGUGUUUCAUUCUGAACUGCUUUCCCCCACCAGUGAACAUCGAAAAACUAUGGGGAGGUGGCCUCAUAUAAUGUAAGGGUAAUGUCGACUACCUCCCAAAAAAUGCUCUGAUAAUGUCCUUAAAUGGAGAUCAUCAGGCUUAUUUUAUUCUGAUCCUCAGGCUAGAUCUAGACCCUCAUUUCAGAGGUGAAAAGCAAGAGCUUUAUGUGUUAAGCCAUCUAGUUUCCCCUCAAGAGUUUAAACAAAUGGAGGAAAUAUUAAGUAGUGUUUAAAGUUGGGAAAAAACAUAAUUUGUAAAGGCUCUCAUCAACCAUUGCCUCUGACAAAGCAUUAUUUUGCUGUCAAACAGAGGAAACCAGUGCUUCCAGGAAAAUUCCUUGUAGUCAGUUUAUGCUUUCAAAAUAUUACUGUGGUCACUAAUUAUAAACCUGACACUUCCUUGUGGCUUUUACUUAGUGUGCAGUGUAACUUCUCAGGGCAUAGAUUAUCUUAGAAAACUAGGGUACAUUUUUACAGUUUAUAAUCAUUGGUAAAAAUGCAUAAAUGCUAAAUGUAUAAUAAGUGGCUCUUAAUAUUUUUAGUCUAGAACAGUAUUUUAUAUAGCCCGUAGCUAAUACUGUAGCUAGUUGCCUGCUUUAGGCCUGCCCUUCUCACCUGCCUGUAUUUUAAAACAUAUUAGUGAUUUCAUCAAGAAACUAUGGGCCAGAUCUUGAAAGCUGCUGGAU
This is a messenger RNA of Alligator sinensis (Chinese alligator), 7812 nucleotides long. It is a transcript of the gene PTAR1, whose product is annotated as protein prenyltransferase alpha subunit repeat containing 1. Gene Ontology annotation, biological process: protein prenylation. The transcript is spliced from 7 exons. Gene Ontology annotation, cellular component: cytoplasm. NCBI's taxonomy places the organism in Eukaryota, Metazoa, Chordata, Crocodylia, Alligatoridae. The coding region runs from base 125 to 1366 and encodes 413 amino acids. Gene Ontology annotation, molecular function: protein prenyltransferase activity. The record is from RefSeq and is a predicted model, not a curated record.